This is a messenger RNA of Toxorhynchites rutilus septentrionalis, 2798 nucleotides long. RefSeq names its product lysophosphatidylserine lipase ABHD12. Gene Ontology annotation, biological process: monoacylglycerol catabolic process; phosphatidylserine catabolic process. Gene Ontology annotation, cellular component: endoplasmic reticulum membrane. The transcript has 8 exons. Gene Ontology annotation, molecular function: monoacylglycerol lipase activity; phosphatidylcholine lysophospholipase A1 activity. Bases 1153 to 2415 code for a protein of 420 amino acids. The record is from RefSeq and is a predicted model, not a curated record. NCBI's taxonomy places the organism in Eukaryota, Metazoa, Arthropoda, Insecta, Diptera, Culicidae.
UAUUGUCGACGGUCGGAAUCGAAUGUGAACAGUUUUUGUGGCGCUUGUUUUCUGGUUUUGCAUGAAAAAAAAAAUAAGUAAAAGUGUUAUAAACCGAUAUCAUCUAAUAAGUGAAAUAAACGCGAAACAGAAGGUCAAAAAUCUAAUAAGUUUGUUGAAAGUAAGGCAACUAAUUUCACCAAAAAUAAAAGUUAAUGUUCGACAGUAAUCAUACAUCUGACAACUGUCGUACCAUUCACAUCGUGAACUCUGACAACCGAAACUAUUGCAGAACAAGUGAAACAUUCAUCUAAAAAAAACAGCAAAAAACAGCGCUGCAUUAUUACUGCGCUUACGCCGAUUGCAUUGCCCAUGUACAUCAUAAAGCCUGGCGAGCUAAAAUCACACGUUGACCAACGUUUACAUCCGCCAACAUAAGCGGCGAUGCAUGCGCAUUUUUGUGCACUAUAAUCAAUGUUUCGAAGCGCCAUCUGAACAAGAAAGAACAAUUACAACAAGUUACAGCACAACUCGAAAACGGAGAGGCGGAGAGGAGAAUCCGGUUUCCAAACCCCUCCGAGAGGAGCGAGAGAACGUACUGUCCGGUUGUGAGAGAGGCGCCGCUACGCCAUCAUCAUUUGUACCAUCAUCGUGGGGCGGCCACUAUCAUCAUCAACUCGCUCGCUCGCACGCUCGCUUCUAGUGUUGCACGCGAAGAGCCGGCAGAUUACAACUAUUGUGUUGUGUAGCGGAAACGGCUGCAAACCGCCCGCUGCAGUCUACCGUCAGCUCUCGAACCGCUUAGAAUGUAUCUAUCGAUUCGGCGUCGAGUGUUGCGAAGAAUGAACAUCUUUUCUCUUGAAUGAAUCUCAAAUUCCUUAACGAGACAAAGGAAGAAGUGAGAGCCAAAGAAAAGCAUAGGCCAGUGACGACGAAACAAAGACGUCUCGCGAAUUGAGUGAGUCAUCAUACCGAUAAAAAAGAAAAAUCAUCCCAACGACACGAGACACAGGCGGCAGGCGGCAACCAAAAGAGAGAGAAAUCUGAUCCACUAUUAUUGGCUCGGAAAUUGGCUCGUGAAAGUGUUGUACACACGUAACAAUCGGUAAUAUAAACAGAUAUCAACAAGUCGCGCGACAAGUAAGAAAAGUUAUCACUUUCGACUCCGGAAUAAUGGCAAUAGUUGACAUCGACACAGUCAUUACCGCCGUGUUCCGAACGACCGUUCUUCCCGGGAUUAUCAUUACGCUAUGGCUGACGGAUUUAAUAUGCCUGACGACGUGCAAAAUCAGCAUCCUGGUGUUUGUGAUUAUAUUUAUAGUGCUGCCGUUAAUCUUUAAAUACUCAUACGCACUGCAAAAGGGAAUACUGUUUCUCACCUUCAUCACCUAUCCACCGAACUUAGAUCUCAAACGGCCAGAGAAAAGCGGUCUGUACGCGACCAGAAACUUUUACAUCACCUAUCGCGAUCAGGAGGAAGAUAUCGAUGUGGACAUUGCGGCGUGGCACAUACUUCCGAACGAUCUCGUGCGGCGUUGCGGACGAGAACUACAAGUUGAUGAGCAAACCAUGCCAAACACCACGGUGUCCGAGGAAAUCCGAACUCAGAUCGAGGAAUUCUCGAACAAGGACAGCUCAAAGUAUCGUGCCAUCGAGAAAAUCCUCCACCGCGGUAACCUAGAUCUGGCGGAUGAAGCCACCCAGAAGGAACUGUUCGAGGAAACGCUCAGAGCGACCACCAAUGACAUCGUGCUGUAUCUGCACGGAAACACCGCCUCUCGGGGAGCAUCCCACCGGGUGGAGCUGUAUCAGUUGCUGCGCAACCUAAACUACCACGUGAUAACACUGGACUAUCGCGGGUAUGGUGAUUCGGCGCCAAUUUCCCCCACGGAGCGAGGCGUUGUGUAUGACGCGCUUGCCGUUUAUCAGUAUAUUACUAGUAUUAGUAAAAAUCCGAUCUAUCUGUGGGGUCAUUCGCUGGGAACUGGCGUAGCGACGCACUUGCUCUCACUGCUGACCGAUAUGAGUCUGCCGGGGCCAAAGGCGGUCGUGCUGGAGAGUCCCUUCAAUAAUAUUCGCGAGGAAAUUUGUGCCCAUCCGUUUUCGAAGUUGUACCGUCACUUACCUUGGUUUGAUUUUAUGAUCUCGAAACCCAUGUAUUCUAAUCAGCUGCGCUUCGAGUCCGACCAGCACAUUGCUGAGUUCCGACAGCCAGUGUUGAUUCUGCACGCGGAGGAUGACCACGUGGUUCCGUUUAAGCUAGGUUACAAGCUCUAUCGCACCGCGUUGGACACUAGGGGGAAAUCGUGGGGACCCGUUGAGUUCCACCGUUUCGAAAAAACCAGCCACUAUGGCCACCGGUAUAUCUGCCGUGCGCCCAAUUUGCCGGAAAUUGUGGUUAAUUUUUUCCGCACCUAUCGCAGCGAAGAGUACUAGAAAGGGAGGAGGAAUUUUGUGAGUGGACGAUUCUUGUGAUGUUUUAAAUUCAUAGUAACAGUUUACAAUAAUGUGAGAGUAAGAGCAAUUACAAGACUAGAAAGUCGCUGCAGCGAGGCGAUAUUUAGAGAUAAAAUAACAAACAAACAAUACGAUAGAUAGAUAGAGGAGUUUUUUCUCUUUAAAUAAGGGUGAUACCGAUUGAACGAAGAAGUUCUACCGGAGCUAGAAUUGGGAUGUGAAUUUGUAAGCGUGUUAACAAAUCUUUGACUCAGAACCCUGUAGGCUAGAAUCCUUGUAGCUAGAGAUUUUUGAACUGGAUGCGUACAUGCGUGAGAAAAGCACAUAGUAGUGAUAAUAAAUAUUAUUUUUUUCAAAUGAAA